Molecule: messenger RNA, 4828 nt
Organism: Pseudomyrmex gracilis
Lineage: Eukaryota; Metazoa; Arthropoda; Insecta; Hymenoptera; Formicidae
Exons: 10
Coding region: 607-3330 (907 amino acids)
Source: RefSeq, a predicted model, not a curated record
UGCCGCGCCUGCAAGUCGUCAUCCGGGUGUUGGUCGGUUCGCCUGCAGUGUGUGAGAGUCGUCGACACCGUGUGUGUAUUGCAUACGAUACACAGUCGGUGAACUGACUGUGUGCCGACAGUGCCGCGUGUUCGACCAAUUGGUACCACACAGGUACCAAGCGCGAUAUCAGUCCGCGGUCGCAGUCUUCGCGCUCGCUACGCUGGCUCGUCUCUGCGCGAAACUCUUUUCGGAGUCAACGUUGUCGUCGCGUAUAUACGCACGCGGUAGGUGAUUCAUCAUAGUCAUUGAUGGAUGCGGAGAUUAAUUUCUCGAAGAAGAGACGUGCACUUGAAUACAUCACCGGAGAUUCGCUUCCGAAACAAAUAGUGCUCAGAGCGUUCGUGAGGCUCCCGUUUCACCUUUUACAUUCGAGGAUACGAACGGGAGACACGAUCGCGCGGUCGACCGUGUACAAGAAGACACGUCGGUUGCGGCAGGUCACGCGAAGAACAGGUCUGAAGAUGGCCUACAUUACCCGGUCUUAUCGGUGAGAGGAACGCAGUUUGGCCGUGCGACUUAACUGGAAAAGAAUCGACGAACGGAGAGACCCAGGAAAAGAGAAAAAUGGGACACGCGUGGUGCAAGGAAAGAACUUCCAAAGCCCAAGACUCCAAGUCCCCGUUGGAUCGUGUUUUCGUGCGCUGCGCUCACCGAAUUUAUCCGAGUUUAAAGGAGGAAGGCUCGGUCUUGGGAGGCGCCACGCAGCGAGUUACGAGUUCAGAAAUAGGAUAUGCCGGCUCACCACCGAAGGAGGCACUCACAAGGGGACGCAGCAUAGAUUCCGUGGACAGACCUUUUCAUCCCAGUGACUGGGUGGACGUUAAUCUGGAAGUGCCUAGCCCGCCAAGAGCGAGCUCGACUCUCACCAAUUCGAUCGUCGACAUUAGCCUGUACCGCGCCGUUACACCCACGUCCAGCUGUUCCAAUCUAAAAGAUAUCACUCCGGUACCACCUCCGAGACGAAAAAAAAGAAACAGGAGCAGACCUUUGCCGCCGAAACCGGACGAGAUUCAUGAGAACGUAACCGAUAAUUUAAGACGCGACGAUGAACCGUUAUGCUCGUUGGCCAAGUCACCGAAGACGAGUGGCGAUGAUGAUCCGGACAAUAAUGUUGAGAUGCGGAAAACAGGGAAGGAAGAUCCAAAGCAUGAAGGGCGACGAACGAAAGAGAUAUACGAGCAUAAAGUUAACGGGACCGGAAGAAUAAUAUCCAGCGACGUGGUUUCCGGCAAGAGAACGUCCGACAAGAAAACUUGGAGGAGUUCGGAGCCGAGCCAGCAUCACAGGAAAGUUCUCGAGAACGAGGAAUACGAGAGAUUCGCCUGGAGCCAGUCGAUCAAGGACUCUUCGACUCCUAAUCGUCAGGACAGACGGAAGUCGAAGGAGCUCGAGAAGCGGAUCAGGGAUUCCUCGAGAGACGAUGAAAGACCGGAAGCAAAUACAAGGACAAAGAACUACAGCACCGUUAGCCUGCCGAAUUACGAUGAGUUGGACGUACCUGGUCGUUCGGCGAAAGACGAAAAAUGCGCGAGGGAAAAAAUUAAGCCGAGGCGACCAGUCAGAAGCAGCACUGGCUCGCUUCCGGCCGAAUCCUUCCUCUCACCUUUCUCCGAGAAAACUAGUGUUCACCUGGAAGACUAUAUUCCGCGACGUGGCAGCAUAGAGCACUUGUCGCCGUAUCAGGUGCUCGGGAGGCUGAGUUCCAGUGAGAAUGAGGUUACCGAUGGCGGAUUCAUGAAGUACGAUCCGAGUAAAUUGGAGGAUUGGGACCUCAGCGACAUCAGUAAUUGCGACUCGAACCAGCGUCUCUCCGCUGAGAAUUUAACACGAAUCCGUAACGACGAAUCCGUGCAAAAAAAGUUUUCUGAUGGUGUGGACGUUGUUGAUUGUUCGCAAAAUAUCGGAACCGGAGAAGCUGAAACGGUCGAGAUCGAAAUCUCGUGCGUUCGUCGAGAUACGACUUCGCCAUUGCAAAAACCCGAAUCUUUCGGCAAGGCACCGUCUCCGAUACUCGAAUGCGAUACAAAAUCGAUAUCUCUUGACGAUUGGUUUAUAAAUCAAAACAGGUACUUUGAUCCUCCCAAGAUGUCAGAGAUCUGUCAGGUAUCACCUGCUUGCAAGCUAGCGACGUCGCCAAUUCGUAGAGAACCAUUUUUUCUAAAUGAGGAACUUCAUCGAUCGGCUUUAGAUACGAUCGGAGGGUCCUGCAGGAACGGCACCGUCGUCCGAGAAUCCGAUCGAUUCGACCAAUCGAGGCUGAUCUUCGGCCGUAGCCUGUCGAACGAAAGCGAGCCGUACGACGAUCCGUAUGAGUCCAAGGAGCUACGCGCACAUUCCGACGUAACGAACAAGUUAAUCAGAACAAUAUCGGAGGAGUCGCUGCCGCAGGAGAUGCUCGAGGGAGUAGACGAGGAGAUUGUCGAUUUCUUUGACGAGAAGUUGGCCAAGGACACGACUAACAGAUUAAAAAAAGAUUGCCAGGAUCAGCGAACGAAGACGCCGCCGCCCAGUCCGGAGCCAAAGAUCAAAGCCCAGAUUCUUGAUAACGAUCAUUCGACUCUGCUGAAAGUGUUAAACGACGACGCUGCCGAUGGAAGCAAUCUUAGCUCAAUGACGCCGAGUCUCACCGAGCUCGAGGUCGCGCUUUCGGACAUGCUGGAGAAGGAGGAUCAUCCCGAAAUCGCGAAACAAAACGACACAGACGAAGAGCGGUGCAAACAAAGCUCGGUGACGGAGAAACUUCUCGAACCGAAGAUCGUACCUGUGGAAAAGCAGAAAUCAGUCGACGGAAGUGCGACGGAUCAACAUCGCUCAGCGAGCGAUGACAUUCUAGUCGAUCGAAUAUUUGAACCGAAGACAGAACAGUUGUCGGUAUCUCUCGAGCAAAUCCUCGGAGAUUCGAAAUCGACACCGACGAAGAAGCGGAAAGUGUCCUUCUGCGCCUGGGAAGAGAAAGUCAUGAUGGAGACGGAGAACGGCGACGCGUCUGAAAACACAGACGAGGCGACAAAUACUGAUAAAAAAUUUGUCGUUCAGUCGAAACCAGAAUCGAGCGCUGAUUUGUUCGAGAACAUCUGGACUAACACGAAGAGCGGCGAGGUAUCUAUCGGAGAAACGUCCGAAAACAAAUCGUUUCAAAAUUUCGAGAACGCAACAGAGAAUUCGGAGCAAAUUCCCACGCCGCCACGAAGAAAGAACAAAAAUUCCGGUGUUAUAAAAGAGUCGAUCAGGACGAUAGAAAAUUAUCCUGACAAUUCUGAUCUUCGUCCAAAUGACAGACUCAUUUAACACUUAUCCGACCGGUUCGGAAAUGCCGAGCCGCCACGCGCAAAUAAUCGGCUCGGUAAGCCGUAAGCCGAUUAAAAGGCUUCCGGUCGAUAAGCGCCGCUAGCAAACUGUCUAAUCGUUUUUAAACGAUCGGACGAUUAAUAACUAUAGAUUGCGUGAUCUCGUAAUCUUUUUUCUUUUAUUGUUAUUAUGUAACUACAAAAUGUUUUGUGCCACAUGGAUCGUUACUAUAUGUUUAAUUUGUAAUUGUUAUAAGUUUAUUAACAACAUCGGCGUCAAAUCAAUGUAAGAAAAAAACUCGGAGUUCAACACAAUAAAAGACAUGUAAUAACGGUGAAACUAAAUGUGUGUUGGUCUUGAAAAAAAAAAACAGCAUACUCUAUUCGAUGGUAUAUAAAAAUCGAACACACAAAAGAUGUGAAGUUUUUCUCGCCGAUGUUAACCGACGUUUUUAUUUAUCUUUUUUUUUUUUUUUGUAUGCUUUUCGAGAAGCCUGGGAUUUGAAAAAUAUUUUCCAUGUAGCGCAAAAGAAAUCAAGUUCUUCCGUAGAUCAUGCGGAGAGGCAAAUAUUUUCCCAUGCGAAUAUAACAGAAAGAACAAAUAGCCAGAUCUCCGCGCUGUAUAUUCGUGUUGAAUAUUUUUCUCGGAUAUUUUUCUAUAUGUGGUAGUUAGAUGCGUAUUUCGAGUAAUCUCUCGAAGAAGUGUCACAAAAUGUAUUCCCUCCUUCUAGUAAACUUGUCUACCUCUUUAAUUUUUCAAUGAAAUUCGUGCGCGUAUCUAAAUUACCCACAGAAUCAUAUAAAUUUGUUGUUAUUAAUUAUCAACAUUCUUGUAUAAUGUUGUUUAAAUUAAUUUUUAUUGUUUAUUAUUUCACCACAAAUUAACAUUGUUAUCUUUCGUUAUCUUUAUAGAUCUAUUUCACAGUUUUAUCGAUUUCUUACUUAUCUUUACAGAAAACAUGAUGUUUAUAUCAAUUUUAUUAUCAAAGUAAGUGUUUUGUUAACAAAAUUAUUAUUGUUUAUCGAAUCACCGUUACACGUUGAUAUAUUCGAUAUAUGUGUAAGUUGUCUGUCAGGUUUUAAUCUCCAUCCGGUCCGGUACACAACACAUGAUUCGCAAGAAAAGUUGCUAAGAAAGAACCAAGAAAAUCGCAGAAAAACCGAAAGACGAAGUUUGUCAUUACGGGAGAGCUUUGCGCAAUAUAUCCGGUCGCAACUUAAUCUCGUUCACGUUUGAACGACCAAGUCCUUGUAAUAUAUUGUACGUAUAGCGAGCGUUUAACUACGCGAUAAAUUGUUUAAUAAUGUUUGUUGUAUAGUAUCAAAACACACAGGCUUUGAAGUAAAUAAAUCAUUUUAUUCAAUAGCUUUCAUUUCUAUUUCACAUCAUUACAUUUCGAAAAUUGAAGAAAAACUCAAGUUUAAAUGUUCAAGUAACAGAAAUAUUAAUAAGAAAUAUUAAUUGUACUUUUGUUUUUAAUUCACGUUGAUAUAUUUAA